Diprion similis is the source of this 1927-nucleotide messenger RNA. Its product is annotated as SEC14-like protein 2. NCBI's taxonomy places the organism in Eukaryota, Metazoa, Arthropoda, Insecta, Hymenoptera, Diprionidae. The record is from RefSeq and is a predicted model, not a curated record. The transcript is spliced from 12 exons. The coding region runs from base 204 to 1631 and encodes 475 amino acids. Gene Ontology annotation, cellular component: cytoplasm.
GGCAAGCACCGCGGAACUGCCAACAAAUGCUAUCCCGGGGAUAAUGGUGGUGGUGUAAGCUAAAAUACGCGCACUGUGAUUAACACCGUGAUUACACGAAUAAUUGACCUUAAUUGUGCGUAUCAAGUUAUGACUUGAAAGUACGGUGGACACUCUUUUCUGACAAUGUUUUGGUCGUGAUUGCUCAACAUCAUUUUGGCCUAAUGUCUGUAUGGUCAACAAGCACUGGGCGCAACUCAGUGUUUGCUGCGGAGGGUGCACCAUCUCUUCUCUCUCACAUACCUGUUCACGCACAUGUACAUACUGAACAGCGCAACAAUAACGGCCAUUGCUUCCACAAUCGUACCCACAGUUGUCGGUCGAAGAUGUCACAGUCAGGAGAUGGGCUACAUACACCGGGUUAUCUAUCAUGGAGGAAAUUGCAGUUAAGCAGAGCCAAACUCAAAGCUUCUAGUAAGACUUCAGCUCUACUUUCUGGUUUUGCCAUGUUCAGACGAAACGUUCGCGAUGUCCUGCAACCGCAUCAUGACGACCAUUUUCUACUACGAUGGCUCAGAGCACGAAAAUGGGACGCUACCGCUGCUGAAAAGAUGCUCCGAGACUCACUGGAGUGGAGAAAAAUAUGGCAGGUGGAUAAAAUACACGAAUGGGUGGAACCUCCAAUAUUUGACGAUUAUUUACCCCGGGGAUUGAGCGGGUUCGACAAAGAUGGCGCGCCGGUUGUGAUAACACCUUUCGCUGGGCUGGAUAUGUACGGAAUUUUACACGUCAUAUCAAAGAACGACAUGAUGAAAGUAACGAUAAAGUAUUUAGAGCUAUACCUAAAAAUCGCUCAAGAACAAAGCAAAAAGCAUGGUCAAAUUGCCAAUCAAGUAACCGUGAUUUUUGACAUGGAAGACUUCAAUUUGAGGCAAUACGCAUGGAGACCAGCCGGAGAACUCGUCAUUGCGUUAAUCCAAAUGUACGAAGCAAACUACCCAGAAAUUCUGAAGAUGUGUUACAUCAUAAAUGCGCCGAAGGUUUUUGCUCUCGCUUUUUCCAUAGUUAAGAAUUUUCUUAACGAGUACACGCUGUCAAAAAUACAAAUUCACAAAGCCGAUCCGGCAAAAUGGAAACCUGCGUUGCUGCGCACCAUUCCAGCCGAUCAAUUGCCCAAACACUUUGGGGGAACUCUGACUGACCCGGAUGGUAAUCCAAGACUGACUACCAAGAUCUGUCAAGGUGGUAAAAUCCCUAAGAACAUGUACAGUAGCAAAGCAGAAAAGGACAAACUCAACGAAGAUCUGGAAACGGCAACCAUUAAAAAAGGAGACAAACUUACUUUGAACUUUAUAACAGCGGAAGAAGGAAGCUUUUUACGAUGGGAGUUUAGAUCCGAAAGUCACGAUAUAAAAUUCGGAGUUAUAGAGAAGAAUGAAGAGGGAACACAGUCUGAAGUUAUUCCAAUCCAUCGAGUUCCUGCUCAUCAAAUGGACGAAAUUGGAGUAAUUACUUGUAAAGCCCCAGCCACUUAUUCCGUUAUAUUUGACAAUAGUUACAGCAUACUGAGAAACAAAAAAAUCCACUAUAUGGUGCAGGUUACACCUCCAUUGCCAACAGUUACCGAGGCACUGACUUUGUCCAACAAUUGAACCAUGUAUUAUAAGUUGACGAAGUUAGUCAACGUCAUACAGCUGUCACAUAACGCAACAUGUAUUCAUGAGUGUAGGACUACGUAAUUGAAAAACGCUGUAAAUAAUAAUUCAUUUUUAUGUAUCUAUACAUAUAUAUUCUCAUUUAUUAGUAUUAAAAAUUUUACAAUUGUUAUUAAUUUUCGGAACCCUUUAUAGAUACUUUUGCUUAUUACGGUGAACUGUGAUUAAUUUUAAAUCUUACGCUGUAAAAAGGUCUCUCUUAUCAAUAAAUGAUUAUAUUAAGUUACUCAAAA